Molecule: messenger RNA, 897 nt
Organism: Dermacentor silvarum
Lineage: Eukaryota; Metazoa; Arthropoda; Arachnida; Ixodida; Ixodidae
Product: alpha-crystallin A chain
Exons: 1
Coding region: 131-664 (177 amino acids)
Biological process (GO): response to heat; protein refolding
Molecular function (GO): protein folding chaperone
Source: RefSeq, a predicted model, not a curated record
GACGACUCGCCUGUAUAAAAGCGGGUGGACGCGCGGCGUUCGCUCAGAAUUUGAGCAUUCGUCAGCCUCGACGCGAGUCUGAAGCUUGCACCUGCGUCUGUUCGAACGCAACCUCGUCCCUACAGCAGAAAUGGCUCUCUUCCCGAUGCUGUACCGCGACAACUGGGGUCCCUCCGAGUUCGCCCGGCGGUUUUUCAACGACGACUUCGGCACCUCUUUCCUCGACGGUGAGCUGUUCGACCCGCCGUUCCUUCACCAGCGGUUCUACCUGGAGCCCAGCCGGCUGGGUCAAGCCGUCGCGGAGCGGCAACAGCAACCGGGCGCGUCCGUGGCCUGCACUGGCGACAAGUUCGCCAUCAACGUCGACACUCGACACUUCAAGCCGGAAGAGAUCACCGUCAAGACCAAGGACAACAGCGUCAUCAUCCACGGCAAGCACGAAGAGAAGUCGGACGACCGCGGCUGCUACGUGAAGCGCGAGUUCACCCGCCGCUACGUCCUGCCCGAGGACGUGGACCCCGAGUCUGUGAAGUGUCAGCUGACUCCGACGGGCUACCUUGCUCUGGAAGCUCCUCGCAAGAACCCGCCUCCGAAGAGGGACGAAGGCAAACCGAUACCCAUAGAAGUUCGCCACGAGUCCAGCGGCAGCGGCGACAAGAAGUGAGCACUAACUAUGAACUGGACUUUCUUUUGUUUUGUGUGUGCAAGGAUUCAGUAAUUUAAGAAAAAUGUUUCUUUGACUCAACUGGCGUGGCCGCUGAGCUAGCGGCGACUUCGGACCACUAGAAGACAAGUAAACCAAAGCGGGAAGACCUUUGUUGCGAGCUGGUCUCGGAGCCUUCCUCGCCUCAACUUUUUUUUUUUUUUUUUUGUACUAGUGCGCAAGUUUGAUUUGCG